AUGAGGAAAAAGCUCGACCCACGUAUUCAGGCGCUCAUCGCCAAUGGUGUCCGCACCAACCACCGCUCCUUCUUCGUCAUGGUUGGCGACCGCGGACGCGACAACAUUGUCAACCUUCACUACCUUCUGUCCCAGGCGCGUGUCAGCUCAAGGCCAAAUGUUCUCUGGUGCUACAAGAAGGACCUUGGAUUCACUACUCACCGCAAGAAGCGUGAGGCCAAGAUCAAGCGUGACAUCAAGCGAGGUAUCCGCGAGGCCAACGAGCAGGAUCCGUUUGAGCUGUUUGUCGCGGUUACUGACAUUCGCUAUGCAUACUACAAGGAUUCAGCCAAGAUCCUUGGUCAGACUUUUGGCAUGCUUGUCCUCCAAGACUACGAGGCCAUCACGCCAAAUCUACUUGCCCGGACCAUCGAGACGGUUGAGGGAGGUGGAAUUGUGGUGCUUCUUCUCAAGACCAUGUCCAGUUUGAAGCAGUUGUACGCCAUGUCGAUGGACGUUCACGCCCGCUACCGCACCGAUGCGCACCAGUUUGUCAAGCCGCGCUUUAACGAGCGCUUCAUCCUCUCCCUCGGCUCAAACCCCGAUUGCCUGGUGCUUGACGACGAGUUGAAUGUUCUGCCCAUCUCCAAGGGCAAGGACAUCGGAAUGCUGGGAAACUCGGACGAUGACCGUGGGCGGAAGAAGAAGGCGGAGGAACUCAAGGACAUGAAGGAGGACCUGGACGGCGUGGAGAUCGUUGGCCCACUGGCCAAGCUUACUAAAACUGUGGAUCAGGCUAAGGCCCUGCUCACAUUCGUGGAGGCGAUCUCAGAGAAGACACUGUCAUCCACCGUCGCGUUGACCGCCGGGCGAGGUCGCGGAAAGUCUGCUGCUCUUGGCCUUGCCAUCGGCGCCGCUUUGGCACAUGACUACUCGAAUAUUUUCGUCACAUCGCCCGACCCCGAGAAUCUGAAGACAUUGUUCGAGUUUGUGUUCAAAGCGCUUGACGCCCUCGGCUACGAGGAGCACAUCGACUACGACGUUGUGCAGUCUACGAAUCCUGAGUUCAAGAAGGCUAUCGUGCGCGUCAAUGUCUUCCGCGGCCAUCGCCAGACGAUCCAGUACAUCGCACCCGAGGACGCUCAUGUGCUUGGCCAGGCCGAGCUCGUCAUCAUUGACGAAGCAGCGGCGAUUCCUCUGCCACUUGUCCGCAAGCUUAUCGGCCCGUAUCUCGUGUUCAUGGCGUCGACCAUCAGCGGUUACGAGGGUACCGGCCGUUCGCUUUCACUGAAGCUCAUUGAGCAGUUGCGCACGCAGACGCGGCCAACCAUUGAUAAGGAUGGCGAGAGUAACGGCAAGACGACCUCAAGAGCUGGUGCUGCUGGCCAGGGCGGUGCUGGCCUCGUGCGAAGCUUCCGUGAUAUCAAGCUCGAUGAGCCCAUCCGUUACGCGCCUGGUGACGAGGUGGAGAAGUGGCUGAACCAUCUUCUGUGCCUCGACGCUUCGGUGGUUCCCAAGGCGGUGCCAGGCUCUGUUCAUCCCUCGGAGUGCGAGCUAUACUACGUCAAUCGCGAUACGUUGUUCAGCUACCACCCGGCGUCCGAGGUUUUCCUCCAGCGCAUGAUGGCGCUCUACGUCGCCUCGCACUACAAGAACUCGCCCAAUGAUCUGCAGAUGCUUUCAGACGCACCUGCGCACCACCUGUUUGUGCUCCUCCCUCCCCUUAAGGAGGAUGACACCUCGCUCCCCGAGCCUCUCGUCGUGAUCCAGGUUGCUCUUGAGGGUAACAUCAGCAGGGAGGUGAUCCUCAAGGAGAUGGCACACAGCGGCACUCGCUCAAGUGGUGACAUGAUUCCUUGGGUCAUCAGCCAGCAGUUCCAGGACAACGACUUCGCCAUGCUCUCGGGCGCACGUGUCGUGCGCAUUGCUACGCACCCCAGCUACAUCAGAGGAGGAUACGGCGCGCGUGCUCUUGAAGCUCUGGACUCCUUCUACUCGGGCAAGCUGACGGACGUGGACGCCGUGGUACCGGAUGCCGCCGAGGAUGCCUUUGUACGUGACUCCAAGAUCAGCGCGGAUGCGUCUUUGGCCACAGACACCAUCACGAUCCGUGACGCAGCCCGCAUGCCGCCUCUUCUCCAGCGCCUGAGCGAGCGCGCGCCCGAGGCUCUCGACUACCUGGGCGUGUCGUUCGGUCUUACUCCCGACCUUUUCCGUUUCUGGAAGAGGGCCGGUUACGUGCCCCUUUACGCGAGCCAGAAGGAGAACCCGUUGACGGGCGAGUACACGCUCGUGAUGUUGCGAGCGCUUUCCUCGACGAUCGCCGAGGCCGAGGGAUGGCUGGGCGCAUUCGCCACCGACUUCAGGCAGCGAUUCUUGAACCUGCUCAGCUAUGACAGCUUCAAGAAGCUGAGCUCGAAGACGGCCCUUAGCGUAGUCGAUGCGGCAACACGGGAGGGCGAGGAGCGCAAGGUUUUGAGCUCUGACGAGCUGAAUGCCCUCAUCUCGCCUUUCGAUAUGAAACGUCUCGAGUCGUACGCCGACAGCAUGGUCGACUACCACAUGGUUCUCGACCUGGUCCCUACCAUUGCGAUGCUCAUCUACAGCAAGCGCCUGCCCGACCUCGGCCUCAGCUAUCUGCAGCAGACGAUCCUUGUCGGCAUGGGCCUGCAGCGCAAGAGCCUCGAGGUGCUCUCGUCCGAGUUCGACAAGCCCAGCCACCAGAUUCUUGCCAACUUUGGGAAGCUCCUCCGCCGCAUCACCAAGGUCCUGCAAGACAUCCACCGCGCAGCAAUGGAGGAGAGCGAGCCCGUCGUGGCGCAGCCGACAUUUACGCCCGCGGUGAUGACGGUUGAAGAGGACAUCAAGGAGGCCGAGCGGGAAGAGCGCGCGCGAGUGGCGGACGGCCCCAAGAGCGCUCAGCGCGAGCUCCUUGAUACCCUCGACAUGCGGGAAUACGCGAUCAACACCGAGGCCGACUUCUCAACCGCGGAAAAGCAGGUACGCGCCCUCGCGACUGCAGCACCGCAGGAGCGCGCGCGACUCAAUACCACCGUCAGCAUCAAGGGCGCAGCGCCUGUUGAGGAGCCCAAGGAGAAGCAGGAGGGCAAGAAGGAGAAGCGGAGAGAGAGCACGGGCGGUGCGGGAGGCAAGCGCAAGAAGGCGAAGCGCGACUAGGCCACUACAUUGAACGUCAUCAAUACCAACUGUAUGCAUCAGAUUCAUCUUCACCCG
This is a messenger RNA of Cutaneotrichosporon oleaginosum, 3213 nucleotides long. RefSeq lists its product as uncharacterized. Gene Ontology annotation, cellular component: 90S preribosome; nucleolus. Gene Ontology annotation, biological process: rRNA acetylation involved in maturation of SSU-rRNA. Lineage: Eukaryota; Fungi; Basidiomycota; Tremellomycetes; Trichosporonales; Trichosporonaceae. Gene Ontology annotation, molecular function: 18S rRNA cytidine N-acetyltransferase activity; ATP binding; tRNA binding. The record is from RefSeq and is a predicted model, not a curated record.